UUUUGUAUUUUCCGGAAAACUUUUUUAAUUCUCUUUCUCAUUAUACUGUUUUAUAUUCAGCAAUUUAAUAAUUCCAUUUAUUUAUACUUUUUUCCAGAAUGUUUCAACUUUUGUGUUUUCCUGAAAUUCUUUUUUUCUAAAUCUUUACGCCAAAAUUAUUUUUGCGCCCCAAUGUCCCCUUUUUCGACCAAAGUCCAUUUAUUUAUAUUUUUCUCUUAUAUCGUUUUGUCCUUUCUUUUUGGCCUCUCAAAUCUCAACCAUUCAUCACAAAAAUUUUUUUUAAAGUCAUUUUGUUCCUCUGGGACCAUUUUUCUCCCUUCAUUUUUCCUUCCGUUUUUGACUGUGUUGUGUCAUAUAUUUUAUGCGCGCAUCAUUUUCGAUUUUCCUCUUCCCUUUUAG
Meloidogyne enterolobii is the source of this 399-nucleotide messenger RNA. Lineage: Eukaryota; Metazoa; Nematoda; Chromadorea; Rhabditida; Meloidogynidae. The record is from the annotation of a GenBank genome assembly.